AUGUCGCGAUGGAACGGAAAAAUCGGCAGAACGACGUCAUUAAGUGGGGCGCGCGCUAGAGAUCGGCGGGCUCCAACCCUGGGACGUCACUGCCACCUGAAUGGAGUCUCCACCGGCCGACUGGGUUCCGCUUCUCUCAUCCGUGGCCUGCACCCACCUAGCGCUUGGAGUGGCGAUCACCAUCAUCAAACCAAAGGGGCCGACGGUGUGCCUCACAAAGCCGCGAAGCUCAAAGCUCAGUUGCUAUUGAACCUUCCUCGACACCAUUGCGCGGGGCUGGCGAGAGAAAACACGGGGCUAGCAAAGCCGCCACGAGGCCUGCCGCCUGCAGAGCAUUCCGCUGUCGUCAUCCCACAUUCCACCCAGCUUCUACCGCGCCAACACCACGAACGCAGGGGCAUCGGCUUUUCUGCGCACACUACGGGGACCCUUGAAACCCCAAAGCGGCAUAGUUGCUUCCAUCUGCCUACCACGCCCACCGCAUCCACCGUCUAUCGUCUUGGCGGCUGCCCACUUGAUCUAAACGGCCGGUCUGCCGACUCCAACUCUUCUCACCCUACAUUCACAGAGCCGCACACACGUUGA
Parastagonospora nodorum SN15 is the source of this 585-nucleotide messenger RNA. RefSeq lists its product as hypothetical. The record is from RefSeq and is a predicted model, not a curated record. Bases 1 to 585 code for a protein of 194 amino acids. The transcript is spliced from 2 exons. Lineage: Eukaryota; Fungi; Ascomycota; Dothideomycetes; Pleosporales; Phaeosphaeriaceae.